Naumovozyma dairenensis CBS 421 is the source of this 1743-nucleotide messenger RNA. RefSeq names its product dolichyl-P-Glc:Man(9)GlcNAc(2)-PP-dolichol alpha-1,3-glucosyltransferase (gene ALG6). Gene Ontology annotation, cellular component: endoplasmic reticulum membrane. The transcript has a single exon. The record is from RefSeq and is a predicted model, not a curated record. Gene Ontology annotation, molecular function: dolichyl pyrophosphate Man9GlcNAc2 alpha-1,3-glucosyltransferase activity. The coding region runs from base 1 to 1743 and encodes 580 amino acids. Lineage: Eukaryota; Fungi; Ascomycota; Saccharomycetes; Saccharomycetales; Saccharomycetaceae. Gene Ontology annotation, biological process: protein N-linked glycosylation.
AUGGUACCAAAGAAAAAGACUUUAAUGAAAAAUGGGUCAACCUCCACAGUUACCUCUUCUUCAAGCCAGAAAAGUAAGGUAGAAGACACAAAGAAAUCGAAAAAGAUGAAUAACAAUCAACCUCUGGAAACAGAAACUUCCAAAGAAUCAUUUUAUGCAUCACCAUUAUAUGAUUUCCUAUAUCCAUUCAGGCCAGCAGGAAGUCAAUGGAUGACAGAAUACAUUAUAGUCCUAUUUGCCAUCAUAAUUAGAUGUGCUGUUGGGUUAGGACCAUAUUCUGGUUUCAAUACACCCCCAAUGUUUGGAGAUUUUGAAGCUCAAAGACAUUGGAUGGAAAUAACUCAAUAUCUUCCAAUAAGUCAGUGGUAUUGGUUCGAUUUGCAAUAUUGGGGGUUAGAUUAUCCACCAUUAACAGCUUUCCAUUCCUAUUUAUGUGGUAAAAUUGGUUCAUUUUUCCAACCAAAUUGGUUUACUUUGGGCGAUUCAAGAGGUUAUGAAGGGCAAGACUUGAAAACGUUCAUGCGAUUGACCGUACUGGCGAGUGAAUCUCUCUGUUAUAUCCCGGCAGUAGUUUAUUUCACUAAAUGGUUGGGUAAACGUAGAAACCAAUCUCCAAUUGGACAAUUUAUUGCCGUGGCAGCAAUUUUAUUCCAACCCUCCCUGAUAUUAAUUGAUCAUGGUCAUUUCCAAUUUAACUCAGUGAUGUUAGGUUUGACCGUUUACACUUUGAAUAACUUGCUGGAUGAAUUCUAUGCAUUCGCCGCAGUAUGCUUUGUUUUGUCAAUAUGUUUCAAACAAAUGGCUUUGUAUUAUUCUCCAAUCUUUUUCGCUUAUCUGUUAAGUAAAUCGUUGUUCCACCCAAGAUUAUUCAACAUUCCAAGAUUUGCAGCAAUUUCUUUUGCAACCAUAUGUACAUUUGCAUCCAUGUUUGGCCCGAUUUAUUUCUUUGGAGGUGAAAAUGGUGGUAUAACCAAUUUAUUACAAUCUAUUAAAAGAAUCUUCCCCUUCGCAAGAGGUAUAUUUGAAGAUAAAGUGGCAAAUUUUUGGUGCGUCACUAAUGUCAUUUUCAAAUAUAAAGCUAAUUUUACUCAAGAACAAUUACAACUGUAUUCAUUAAUCUUAACAAUUAUUGCAUUUCUACCUGCCAUGCUUGUUAUACUAUUAUAUCCAAGAAAAUAUUUAUUGUUGUACGCAUUAAGUGCCUGUUCCAUGUCCUUUUAUUUAUUCAGUUUUCAAGUUCAUGAAAAGACAAUUUUAAUGCCAUUAUUACCCAUAACAUUACUAUAUACAUCCACAGAUAGAAACGUCUUAUCAAGGGUUAGUUGGAUGAAUAAUAUUGGGUUGUUUACACUUUGGCCACUUUUAAAAAAAGAUGGACUGUCUUUACAAUAUUGGGUUUGCUUAAUCUUGAGUAAUUGGUUAAUUGGGAAUUUCAGUUUCAUUACCCCAAGAUUCUUGCCAAAGGUUUUGACUCCCGGUCCAUCUAUAAUCCAAUUAGGCGAAAAUUAUCGUCGUCCAACACUAUUACCAUCAAAUUGGAUUUGGAAAGUUAUUAUAGUAUUAUCAUAUGUUAUGAUGGGAGUAAUUCACUUUGUCGAUUAUUUCAUUGAACCACCAAGUGCGUACCCUGAUUUGUGGGUCAUUUUGAAUUGUACUCUUGGAUUCGGCUGCUUUGUAUUAUUCUGGUUAUGGAAUUAUUAUAAAUUAUUUUCAAUGACAAAGAAAAACAUACAUCAAUUGUAA